CCCCCAAACCCCGCCGCUCCCCCCAAACCCCGCCGCUCCCCCAGCCCCGCGCUCCCCGCGCUCGCCCCACGGAUCGUCCCCGGCCCCGCGAUGCGCUCGCAGCGGGGCCCGCUCCCGUAGCCCUGCGGCUGGCGGGGCCCCUCGGGAAGUUUGAUGGCUUCUCUGAGGAGAGUCAAAGUCCUGCUGGUGUUGAACCUCAUCGCCGUGGCUGGCUUCGUCCUCUUCCUGGCCAAGUGCAGACCCAUCACGGCCAAGAGCGGAGACUCCUUCCAUGACAUCCAUCCCAGGGCAGAAGUGGCCAACUCGACAGCCCACGGCGGCAGCUCCAUCCAGGAUGCGGUGCUGAAGAGGCUCUCGCUCCUAGAAGACAUAGUCUACAGGCAGCUGAAUGGUCUGUCCAAGUCACUUGGUCUCAUUGAAGGCUAUGGGGGGCGUGGGAAGGGUGGCCUUCCAGCCACCCUGUCCCCUGAGGAGGAGGAGAAGGCCAAGGGACCCCAUGAGAAAUAUGGCUACAACUCCUACCUCAGUGAGAAAAUCUCUCUGGAUCGCUCCAUCCCGGAUUAUCGGCCGACCAAGUGCAAAGAGCUGAAAUAUGGCAAGGACCUGCCCCAGAUCUCCAUCAUCUUCAUCUUCGUGAACGAGGCGCUCUCGGUGAUCCUGCGCUCCGUGCACAGCGCCGUGAACCACACCCCAGCUCACCUCCUCAAGGAGAUCAUCCUCGUGGAUGACAACAGUGAUGAAGAGGAGCUGAAGGCACCGCUCGAGGAGUACGUGAACAAGAGGUACCCGGGGCUGGUGAAGGUCGUGCGCAACCAGAAGAGGGAAGGGCUGAUCCGAGCCCGGAUCGAAGGCUGGAAAGCUGCCACGGGCCAGAUCACGGGAUUUUUUGAUGCCCACGUGGAGUUCACUGCUGGCUGGGCCGAGCCGGUGCUUUCCCGGAUCCAGGAGAACCGGAAGAGGGUCAUCCUGCCCUCCAUCGACAACAUCAAGCAGGACAACUUCGAGGUGCAGCGCUACGAGAACUCUGCCCACGGGUACAGCUGGGAGCUGUGGUGCAUGUACAUCAGCCCCCCCAAGGACUGGUGGGACGCUGGGGACCCCUCCCUGCCCAUCAGGACCCCAGCCAUGAUCGGCUGCUCCUUCGUGGUGAACAGGAAGUUCUUCGGGGAGAUCGGGCUCCUGGACCCCGGCAUGGACGUGUACGGAGGGGAGAACAUCGAGCUGGGCAUCAAGGUGUGGCUGUGUGGGGGCAGCAUGGAGGUCCUGCCCUGCUCCAGGGUGGCCCACAUCGAGCGCAAGAAGAAGCCCUACAACAACAACAUCGGGUUCUACACCAAGCGCAACGCGCUGCGCGUGGCCGAGGUGUGGAUGGACGACUACAAGUGGCACGUCUACAUCGCCUGGAACCUGCCCCUGGAGAAUCCGGGCAUUGACAUCGGGGAUGUUUCGGAGAGAAAAGCGUUAAGGAAGAGCCUGAAGUGCAAAAAUUUCCAGUGGUACCUGGACCACGUUUAUCCAGAAAUGAGGAGAUACAACAACACCAUUGCUUAUGGAGAGCUCCGAAACAACAAGGCCAAGGAUGUGUGCCUGGACCAGGGCCCUCAGGAGAACCACACAGCAAUACUGUACCCCUGCCAUGGCUGGGGCCCUCAGCUGGCACGUUACACCAAGGAGGGGUUCCUACACCUGGGCGCCCUGGGCACCACCACCCUUCUCCCGGACACCCGGUGCCUGGUGGAUAACGGGAAGAGCCGCUUCCCGCAGCUCCUGGACUGUGACAAGGUCAAGAGCAGCCUCCACAAGCGCUGGAGUUUCAUCCAGAACGGUGCCAUCCUGAACAAGGGCACGGGGAGGUGCCUGGAGGUGGAGAACAGGGGAAUGGCUGGGAUUGAUCUGAUCCUUCGCAGCUGCACAGGACAAAGGUGGACAAUUAAAAAUUUCAUCAAGUAAAGGCUGAAAGAGUCAGGGGAGUGUGACUGCAACCACAGCUGACCUGGACUGACCCGACAGGACUCCUUUGGAAAGGAUGGAAUAUCGAAACAGAGCUUUAUUCAUGUUAUCAGGAGAGGACAUGGGGGAAAAAUGGGCAUUGCUGUCUUUCUUUUAUUGUGCUGUAGUCUCCCCCAGCUGAUUCCAGCUGUGUGAAAUGGGGGCAGAACUGCUGUUUCCUGCUGCAGAGCACUGGGGAAGGUGCCACUUGUUGCUGCUGGGACGACUGGAAUGAGCUCCUGCAGCCCUGGGAGCGUCGUACUGGCAGGGAAUGGUUGCUUUCCCAGACAACUCCAAGCCCUCCCAAAGGGCUGGGUAGGUCGAGGGUCACCCACCCUGGAUCCACAAGGGUAAAAACGUGGUGUGCAUGUGAGAGGAAAAUGGUCACCAGGAAAAUCUGGUCACCAGGAAAAUCUGGUCACCAGGUCCCAGAUGAGAGGAGGUUGAAGGAUGUGGUGUUUCGCUGGGUCUUUGCUCUCUUUUCCCUUCCUUGCCCCCGCAUCCAGCAGCCCCUUUCCCUGAGUGCUGGAGAAACAAAACACACCCUUCAUCCCCCCAGCCCUUAAUCUCAGAAAUGCCACUGAAUAAACCCACUGAUCUCCCAUUCCCCCCCUCCCUCACCCACGUGUUGUUGGCCAAGCCCUGAGCAGCACCAGUCCCUCCUGUGGAGACCCCAAAUUCCCCUUGGGAACGAUGUGGGAUGUCUGCCUGCCUUCUGGGGACAUCAGGAAUGGUGGUCUCCCCAACUCUGUAGUGGUGUUCUCUUCCUCAGGCUGCAGCACCCCUGUCCUGCCUGCUCCACGUGGGACCCUGGUCAGGAUCCUCCCCAAACCCUGCUCGUCACUUCAGACCUUCCCGAGCCCUGGAAGGAGCAGAGAGGGAGGGCAAGAGACCAAACCAAUGGCACUUCGACUGAAAUUCUGGACCUUAAAGUCACUUCAGGCUUGUUAACGUGGUGGACUGGUCUCACAAUAAUUUUGGCUGCCAAAUCUUGGCUCCCAAACCCCCCCAGUCGUCACGGGAGACCGUUGUUUGUGUGGGGCCCUGGGGUCUGGCUGACCUGGAAAAGGGAAACGUGGUCCUGCACAGCUGCUGUGCAUGGAUGGACAAUGGAUGGACACAGGCCUGGCUCAGCAGAGAGGAGAAGCCAGUCCAUCUCCUGUCCUUCUCACAGAAUAAUACUCUUCCUGGUUGCCCUCUGGCUAGGGUGCACUAAAAUAUAUUAAUAUAUGAGAUGUAUGUGUAAAUAUGGUUCCCAAAGGUGGGAUGUGCACAGAGUUGUUUGCUGCAGAGCACUCAUGCCUGUCUUCCAUUUGCAUCAGGAUGAAGCUACCUGGAUGUUUAAUGAGUUUAAUUUUCAAUGCCAUGCAGCGGGUUUAUAACUGAUGUUUUAGUAAUUUAUUGAACAGAAGCAGAUAUAUUUCAUUGUUCCUUCUACAGCAACAUAGGACUGAUUGUUCAUUUAGGCUUUACAGGACUCCCCCAAGCACUGGGGUUGUCCCUGAUUAUUUCCUUUGCCUUCCUUAAUGAACUAAAACCUCUUAGUUGUCCUGAACUGCAAAGUAGGGAGUCAAUGUGGAAUUUUGCUCUCCUCCUUCACUGUUGCAUCAUCUCUCGUGUGAUAAAUCUCAGCCCUUACCAACCCGAUAUGAUCACAAAUCUUUAGAUGCAUGAUCUGUUUUCCCCCUUCCAUUUGUUGCUGCCUUCUAAGAAAAGCAAUUUCCUGCUGAAAUGGACUCUAGGCCAGUCUGGGGGGUUGGUCAAACUGGUAAAAAGCCCUUUAACCGAGCAAUCAGUUUGCUGUCAGUCACCAGCGGCAGCCACAUAUUGGUCAGAGGAGGGAAAAGCCUGCAUGUUUCAGGAUAAACAAUCAAAAACGUUGUAAAACUCCUAGUUCCCAGUCCAGCUCGAGUCCUGCCAGGGCCCAGGGCACCAGCAGAUGGGCUUUGUCACAUUUAAUCGUGGUGGGAUGAGGUGCCACCCCCCAGCCCUCCGUCUGCCCCGCUGCUGGCGGCUCCCGCCCCGUCACCGGCAGCACCACUGAAUGUGUGGCCUCACCUCAGCUCCCAUCCCUGGCAGGAGCUGCUCCAGGUGCCAGGCAGGAGGGACUGGCUGUGUUUAGCUCUCUGGAUGGUCACCACAGCCCCUCUGGGAUGUCCCUGUGUCCAGCAGCCCCUGGCAGAGCAUCUCCCGGUGCCAUCAGUGCCGUCCCUGCGCUCCGGUGGCACAAGGUGAGGAUCCUGUUGGUGAUGAGCUCUUUGAUCCUUUAUUAAGGUUCAUGGAUGCCUUUUCUUCGUGCUCCAUGUGGAAAACAACCCCCUAAACUCUCCACAAGGACGGGGAAGCUGGAAAUGAUCCCUCAGAUGGGGCAGAGCCCCCACUGAGGUGUUUGCCCCUUGUCGCUGCUGUAAUCGCAGCCUUCAGUGACUGAGAAGAAUCAGGAAGAUCAGCACGAGCAAAAAGAGGAAUGAAAGGGAGAAUUUCAUCUGCUGUGUCCGUGUAAGUGAAAUUCUGACACUGGUUUGUGACAUGCAGAGGUGAUUGCUGAGGCCACGGCCCAAGGUCUGCACCCUCCGAAAACGUAGGAAUCUGUCUUAGAAAUCUGGGUCUAAUUGUUGCAUCUUGGCUUAUCUCUAAUAAUAUGUUAAUUGCUUUAAGAAGUGAUAUCCAAGUGAUUCUUAUUAAAUAUAUUAUUUGA
Myiozetetes cayanensis is the source of this 4687-nucleotide messenger RNA. RefSeq names its product polypeptide N-acetylgalactosaminyltransferase 17 (gene GALNT17). NCBI's taxonomy places the organism in Eukaryota, Metazoa, Chordata, Aves, Passeriformes, Tyrannidae. The transcript has 11 exons. The coding region runs from base 154 to 1950 and encodes 598 amino acids. The record is from RefSeq and is a predicted model, not a curated record. Gene Ontology annotation, cellular component: Golgi apparatus.